UUCAAUGCAGCGUACAAAUUGUGCCCUGUCUUCAUCUACACCGCUCGGAGGUCAUGGCAGCUGAAAUGUCAUGUCUGACAGGUGUUGAUGAAGAUGACAAAGAUGCAGAUCCUGAGAUCAAUGCCCUCUCACUCCUGCAAGAGCCAGUGAGAAUGGCUCAAGAAUCAGCCUCUUGCACCGAUUCUUUCGGCAAGCCUUCUCUGAAACAAAAUAGUGUCCUAGAUGUUAUGUCAAACACAGAUAUGUUGUCUCCAGUUGGCCUGGGAAAUGGACCUUCUUCGCAUCAGGCUACACAAGCCCAUGAACUCAAUAGCAUCUCCACAGAGAAAGAGGAGGAGAAGAGCAUCACCCCACUAAAAACUGUGCAGGAAAUUGACACUGCAGGAAUUUGGGGUUUUGACGUAGACUCACCUGAGAACUCACUGGAUAAUUUUAGUAGUGCCAGUGACCUUCAUUGGGACCCUCACAAAGAGUUUAUGCAAUUUUUGUGGGAGAACCAUGGUGAUUCUCCUGGUGAGGAGCCUAAAGAGGAAGUCCCUCCAAGUAAUAGCCAAAGGAGAAGGAAACGGAAAAUGGACAUGGUUGUCAUGGUGGAUCCCUCAGAAGACCUUUACCCUGAUCUGAGCCGCAAGUCAUCUGAGGAAUUGUCUGAUACCGAAGGCCCAGAAGACUCCAUUCCUGUCAGAAAAGUCCGAAAGUCAAGAAAGUUCCCCAAGUCACAGUCGUCGCCAACAGGGAAAGUUUCCAAGUAUCCCAAUGGAACUGUAAAGGCCAUCAAGGAAAUUCUUUACAAUGCCCCUGCGAGAAAUUCACAUGAGAACAGUAUAGGUCAUGGGCUUUCACCAUUAAAGGGGAGGCUCACAAUAAAUUCUCAUUCAGAGGAGAAGCUUUCACGUUACCCUUGCUCAAAAUGUAAGCUAAUUUUCAAGAAAGAGCAUCAUUUGCAUCGUCAUAUGAAGUCUCAUGUUGACCCUCCGAAUAUUUCGCCAAAGCCUUUUAUAUGCCGUGAAUGUGGACAGUCUUUCAGACAAAGUGGUUCACUUAUUGAGCACAUGUCCAUCCACCAGGAGAAGAGAACAAGACUCACUGAAGAGGUCAAAAGCAUAAAUGAUAAGAAGAAAGAGGAUAAAAACAUGAAGCUUUUCUGCCCUCAGUGCCCAUUUGGAACAAACUGCCCAAACACGUUUGUUCAACAUGCGAAAACGCAUGAGAAGGACAAGAGAAAAUUUAGAUGUGACAAAUGUAGCUUCAGGACUCUGAGUGAGAAUGACCUUAGGAGACAUAACAUUAUGCAGCACACUGUUAUUACAGUUAGAAAGCAGAUCCAGGAUGAUGACACUCAAACCUUCUCCUGUAACGUUUGUUCUUACAGAGCUUUUAGCAAAAAUGUUUUUAAGAAUCACCUUCUGCGGCGCCAUCAACAAAGUUUUGAGGAAUACGAAGCUGCAAAGCGUAGAGAGAAAAAUGUGCAGAUCCAGAAUGACGACUCUGAAACCUUCUCCUGUAACAUUUGUUCUUACAGAGCUUUUAGCAAACAUGUUUUUGAGAAUCACCUUCUGCGACGCCAUCAACAAACUUUGGAAGAAUACGAAGCUGCUCACUGUAGUGACAAAAAUGCACAACCAUCUAGGGAACAACAUGUGCCUACUUGUAAAAUCCCUGUUGAAGAUGCAGAGUUUACAUCUAAAAUCUCAAUAAAAAAUCAGAUCUCUUCUAGAAGAGCUUGCUCACCUAGUGACUCUAAUGACAUUUCAGACUUAUUCAAAAAUAGCAAGAUUAAGAGAGGUCUCAAGUCUCAACUGACAGAAUCAAAGCUUGACAAAUCCAUUAAUGUUCUCCUGUCACGACAAAGACAUGGAAAGAAGACUACUGAACAGAAGAAGGAAAGCAAUAAUUGCAGUACAUCUGUUCAGAAUUCCAAAAGUGACAAAGAUGGCUCUGAUCAGUUGCCAGGAGCAUUGACUGUCAAGGUUGAAGAUUCAGCUUUAUCCCCAAAUGGGCCCUCCAGUGCAGCUGAAAGUGAUCUCAAAAGCAUGGGUGAACCCAAGUUUAACGUAGAUCAGUCCACAGUCAAAAAGUCACCGUCUAAACGGAAGAUGUCCACUCCAUAUCGCAACACCUGUGACCAAGACUCAUGCUUCAUCUUAUCAAAACCUUUGCCAAGUCCCAAGAAAAUAAACCAAGAAGAAGAAGUGGCCAACUUUGAUGAAAAAGACAUUUUCCAGUUUAAGGAUACAGAUCCCAACACAAAUUCUUUUGACAAUGGAAUCAAGAAAGAAAAACAAAACAUCAUUUAUACCUAUAGCAGAAGAAUGUCCAUGAGGGGUGCUCUGCAGGCGUCUAAAAGGCUGUUUGAGAAAAUAAAGACUGAAGAGCAAGAACAGACUGACCCUGAAAUCAAAGAAGAAUGCAUAGAAACAGAAGUAUUCCAAGAAACCUUUGACUCCCACCAAAUACCAUUGCGGGAAUCACUUGAAGAUGAUUUGUCAGAAUUGGAAUCAGACCGCAAGAACUGUCCGUACUGUCCUGCAGUCUUUGAGUCAGGUGUUGGAUUGUCCAAUCAUGUCAGAGGGCAUCUUCAUAGGGUUGGAUUGAGCUACAAUGCACGCCAUGUAGUGCCUCCUGAGCAGGUGGCUUCUCAAGACAGGAGGCCACGAAUUCGACGGAAGAUUUCAGCAUUCAGGAGAUUGAAAAAAGUGUUACAGAUGGAGUCAGAUUCUGAGACUGUGAAGAGUAUUCACUCCUGUCCAUUAUGUGGAGAUUCAUUUGAUAACAGGACUGGGCAGUCCAACCACAUACGAGGCCACCUCAAAAAGCUUGGUAAAAGCUUUUCAACAAAGAACAAAUCCCCAUUAUUUUUACUCCGGGAGUUGAUGCGCGACAAGAAGGAGUUCCAGCGGGCGCUUCAAAUUCUGGGAAAGAGACGGAACCAUUUCCAGUAUGGUGCUUCACCAAAGCUGUCCAACGCUGAUCGUUUCACGCCACCCCCCAUUGGAAUCCCAAAAAGUAAUUCUAUUCCAAGAGUUUGCACUGAUGCCAAACCACUGAUCUCCACGUUUUCUUUAGCGGAAAUGGAACCUGAAAAAAGGCAACUAGAGACUAAGUUGGAUGUUAAAAAUUCACUCUCAGGCACAACUGCCUUGAUAGGAAUUCUGAAGAGGAGGAAGUGUCAGGAAGACGCCAGACUAAAGGGCUCCUCUCUGAUAUCAAGGAACUCUUUAACAGUUUCUUCAAACAGUGAGCACAGUUCAGGAUCAAGAGUUGCAGCUUCACUGCCAAACUCAAUAUCCGAGAAAGGUGAAUUCAACAGGAAGGUGUGCGUCCAUUGCAAUGCAACUUUCCACAGUGGAGUUAGCUUGUCCAAUCACCUCCGGGCAUAUGCAAAACGAAAAAGGACUGCCUUACUUGAGGGAACCACAUUUGACUGUAAAGCAAGGAGACAGCGCUCAAGGCCUGGCUCAAAGAAGAAAACACUGCCCUUACCACAAACUCCAGAGGAAAUGUACAGACUCACCUGCAGGUUCUGUGACCUCGUCUUCCAGGGUCCGUUGUCGGUCCAGGAGGACUGGAUUAAACAUUUACAGAGACACAUUAUGAACACUAGUGUCCCUCAUACUGGGCUAGGCAUGGUAGAGGUCACCUCGCUGCCCACGGACCCCCCACCCAUCAAGACUGACCAAGACAGCUCUCUGACAGCCACACAUGCUGCCUCAUGAAGCCAAUGAGGAUCCUUUAAGAUUUCACUAGACUGUAUGUGUAUGUACAUUGGAUGU
Seriola dumerili (greater amberjack) is the source of this 3773-nucleotide messenger RNA. It is a transcript of the gene znf644a, whose product is annotated as zinc finger protein 644. Gene Ontology annotation, cellular component: nucleus. The record is from RefSeq and is a predicted model, not a curated record. Gene Ontology annotation, molecular function: RNA polymerase II cis-regulatory region sequence-specific DNA binding; DNA-binding transcription factor activity, RNA polymerase II-specific. Gene Ontology annotation, biological process: regulation of transcription by RNA polymerase II. The transcript has 6 exons. Bases 54 to 3716 code for a protein of 1220 amino acids. Lineage: Eukaryota; Metazoa; Chordata; Actinopteri; Carangiformes; Carangidae.